AUGAGUUUUCACUCGCCGUUGAUGUUAUCAACCGCAAGCUUGGGUGGCUCAGAGAAGUCCAACGCUUUCUUCACCCCCCUCAACAUCCUCUUCCUCCUCGUAAAUCUCUACACAAUCUACGUCCUCCUCCGCCCGACCCCGCCCCCGGUCCUCCCGAAAGAGCCGGCCGCUACCGUCUUCCGCGUGUUCAACCCGCGAACACUCCUCCCCUUCACUGGCGAGAACGACAUGCCCAUCUACCUCGCCGUCCGCGGCCGCGUCUUUGACGUUUCCCACGGUCGCAACUUCUACGGCCCCGGCGGGCCCUACUCCAACUUUGCUGGGCGGGAUGCUUCUCGUGGCCUGGCGCUUGGCAGCUUCGAUGAGGAUAUGUUGACGGAGAACCUGGACGGCCCGCUGGAUCCGCUUGAGGGGCUGGGGCCGGACGAGAUUGAGGCGCUUCAGGGUUGGGAGGAGAACUUUGACAGCAAGUAUCUUGUUGUUGGCAGGCUUACUGCGGUCGGCGAUGAGGAGAAAUAG
This is a messenger RNA of Colletotrichum phormii, 519 nucleotides long. Its product is annotated as cytochrome b5-like heme/steroid binding domain-containing protein. The record is from RefSeq and is a predicted model, not a curated record. The transcript is spliced from 2 exons. Lineage: Eukaryota; Fungi; Ascomycota; Sordariomycetes; Glomerellales; Glomerellaceae. Bases 1 to 519 code for a protein of 172 amino acids. Gene Ontology annotation, cellular component: endoplasmic reticulum; membrane; endomembrane system.